GAACAGCGAUCUGAUGAGGAAGUUGAAGUUGGACUUGUUUUGGUUAGACACUGAGACCGACUUUUUGUUAACAAUGCGACGGUUAAAUAACAAUUUAGUGGUUAAUAAACAUUAGUAUUUAAUAUUUUUGGCAAUGGGAUCAGUGAAGUUCAACGCUGGCCAAGAAAAUUCAGCGACGGCGGCCGCAGUUGCAGAGACCAAGUUGGUGUGCCUGGGGUUAAACAACCAGAGCUACAUCUGUGAGUCGGGUCACUGCUGUGGAGAGACACAGUGCUGCAGCUACUACUAUGAACUGUGGUGGUUCUGGUUGGUGUGGACUGUGAUCAUUAUCCUGACAUGCUGCUGCGUUUUUCAUCACUGGCGCUCCAAGCAGCGCUUCCAGCAGCAGCGCCGGCAGAAUGAGAUCAACCUGAUUGCAUACAGAGAGGCUCACAACAACUCUCAGCUACCCCUCUAUCUCAGAUUCUUGCCCACAUACCUGCUGCCAGCCUAUGAAGAGGUGGUUGGCCGUCCGGUCACGCCUCCUCCUCCUUACACCCCUCUUCAGUCAGCGCCUCCACCCACAGAGCCACCUGAAGAAUCUCCUGGCCCCCACUCGGCGAUCUCCGCCCCCAGCGAUGCUGAUGCAGCACUCCCUGCUACUCCAGAGCUCACGCAGCAGACCCACACUCACGGCGCUCACAACCCCAACAAGGACUCGACACCGGGCAGGUACCGGCGCUUCACGGGGGAUUCUGGGAUCGAAGUGUGUGACGGCCAGGAACUGUGGGACCGGCACAGCUUUUUAGAAAGAGGAGAUGAGUCAGACGAAGAGGGCGCGGGGCAAACGGAGGAGCCAUGUGAUGGCCGUGGUCCCGAGACCUUUGAACACAGCCAUGUUAGCGGUGCAGUCAUUCACGAAGACCCAGAUGGACACACCGCUGUGGACACAGAGCCACAGUCUCAUCGCUAAUCCAAAAUAUGUCUUUAACAAAACUCUGCAACAUCAUAGCGUUGGCGCUCAGGGGUUUGGGCUCUUUGUACAGGUGUACGUCUGACUAACACCAGCGUGUGUGGCAGGCCUGGAGACAAAUUACAAGUUUGACUAAAUAUUUUUACAAUUUCCCAAGAAAAUGUAAAGCCAUUAUGCAACUUAGGGUCCUAUUUUAACGAUCUAAGCACACAGCGUGAAGCGCCUGGCGCAGGUGCGUUUGACGGCAGGAAAAAACAACACACCUCCCUGUAAGACCAGGGCACUCAGAUGGGCGCGGGUGCAUUUGCUGUUUAAAUGACGCGGGCGCUGGACGGGACACUGACAACUGCGUCGGGCUUUGCGCUGGGCCGGGUGCAAGAUAGGGCCCUUUUUAAAGUGUGUUUUUUUUUUUUUCAACCAAGCUCCGCCCCUUCUCAAUUUCAAGUUUUACAAGUUUGGCCAGUUGCUCAUGUUGAUGAGCUGUCUACCUUUAAAUGUUUCCUGCGAGGAGGCAGCACUGAUACUUGUGGUUUUUUUCAUACAUGUUGUUUCAGCUUUGUUGAAAGGUUCUCGGAGUCACAGAGCCCCAUGUAACUAAAGGGGCUGCUGCUCCGUCCCUGACUGUAGACUGUAGCCCCCCCGACUGGAGACCAUAGCCACCACCAAGAUAUAUCUGUGACGAGCUGUAGUCCGCCUGCCGUCUAGUGGUAGCUAUCUCUUAAACUCUCAGGUUGUAGGAGGUCAUUGAUGAGCAGGACUUUUUAGCAUCCAUGCAAUAAAGUACUUCAAGUUGUCAGGUAUUUAGCCAUAAACAGCCAAUCGUGGCCGGUUAUUGUAUCAGUUUCUGGAUAGAUUUUCACCAAACAUUAUUGUCUUAUGAUACAUAUCAUUAUCAUGAUCUAAAAUGACUAAUGUAUUGCACAGGCGGGUUUUUAUCCAUUCGGUCCACUCCUAAUAGCCGUGGUUCAGAACGAGUUCAGUUGAAGUGGUAAUUUCAACUCCGUGCCACGUUUGCCGUGGUUGCCUUGUCCAAACUAGCACAGGUUCGGCUGAACAGGGUCAAAACUGCAGCCACACAGGAACGCCACACACCAACAUUGUGUAGUUACGCUGUAGAUUGCCUUCUGACCCAGAAGGCAAAGCUCUCGAUCUAUCGGUCAGUUUUCGUUCCUACCCUCACCUAUGGUCAUGAAGGCUGGGUCAUGACCAAAAGAACGAGAUCCAGGGUACAAGCGGCCGAAAUGGGU
Perca fluviatilis (European perch) is the source of this 2199-nucleotide messenger RNA. RefSeq names its product WW domain binding protein 1-like a (gene wbp1la). The coding region runs from base 134 to 952 and encodes 272 amino acids. The record is from RefSeq and is a predicted model, not a curated record. The transcript is spliced from 4 exons. NCBI's taxonomy places the organism in Eukaryota, Metazoa, Chordata, Actinopteri, Perciformes, Percidae.